AAUACGGGAUUUCGUAUUUCGUACUUCAGAAGUACGGAGAAGUACAAAAAAGUACGAAGAAGUACGAAGAAGUAUCAAGAAGUACGGAGAAGUACCAGAAGUACAGAAGUAUGCUUUUUCCCCCUUGAGAAUGUGUCAUAAAGUCUUUCGUUUGGAUACCGACAGACUAGUUCAUUUAUUUCUAAAGUCAAUUUUCCUUUCUCCUCCAUAGGAUUAGAAGUACAUUAGUUCAAAAAAUGAUCUCACAUCUUCUUCUACUUGUUCUCUGAUCUGUACUUUUAUUUGUUUAGAAAAAGUCUGUAAUCAAGAUUGUUCCCAUCGUGAUUAUCCCGAAUAUCCCACAUUACCCUGUCGAAGCUGCUCAAACCACAUUGAAAAGACGAAAAUAUUGAUUUCAUCUGAUUAUGAUACAAACAAUAAUAUAAUUAAUGAUAUUUCAUCGAAAUCAACAACGAAUAUUUGUUUAGCUUUUAAUAAUCAUAACGAAAAGGAAGUGAUAGUAAACAAUUGUCACAAAGAAAAUGUUACGUCUGAACAAACAACUAUGAUGAAUGCCGAAUGUACUGGUAUUGAAACUCGUAAUGUGACGGCAAGAGAAAAAAAAUUACGUGAACGUUGGACGAAACAUGAAUAUGAUUCAUCUCAACAACAAAAUGAAAGUAUUAAUCGACCACAAAUAUUAUUAGGUUUAGAUUUUCCACCUGUAGCUGUUUUAAGACGAAAGUUUAACAACAAAAACAAUUCGACAAUUACUGACAAUAGUACACCCAUCAACAAAAAGCCUUCUCAUAUAGUCAAGAAAAUAACCGAAACAACACCAUUAAUCCAGAUAAAUACGAAUAUAAACAGCAGCAAUAAUAAUCACUGUCAACAAGUGAAUGAUGAUUCAAGUGAAGCAAGUAGUUGUACAGUGACAACAUCAAACGAUCAAAAUUCAAAUAAGGAACAACCGCAGAGUUUUGUCACAAAUAAUAUCGACCACGUGCAACACAAUGAUAAUCAAGUGACUAAUCAAGAUAUACAAUUGAUAAAUAUUAUUGAAACAAAUAUAACAAAAGACUAUUAUCAACCAUUAUCAUUUGACCAAAAGCAACAAGAGCAAAACGAACAAUCUAUAGUUAUUGAACAAAUUAAUAAUAUUCAAAAUUAUCAAGAUGUCAUUGAAGAUCUUAUACAUUUAGUAGAAAAAGAACAAGAACAAUUAAAUAAUGAAACAGUGAUGGAUGUUCUAGCUAAGUCUAGUACAACUUCAGUUGAAAUAAAUAAUAACAACAAUGAUGAUGAGAAGAAGAAAGUAUUAGAAGAAGAACAAAAUGACGAUAAAAAUACAAUAAAUCCUUUUUCGUUCUUUUUCUCUUCUAAUAUACCAAAUACAAUAGUCAUAGACGAUUGUACCGGCAACAUCAUUACACCGAUCGUCAAUAAUAAUAAUAACGAAAAAGAAACAGAGAAUGAGAAGAACAGAAGCAAAAAAGAAGAACAAUCAUCACCAAACGAACCUAAAGUAUUGUUUGUGGUGAACAACGGUAACAUGUCUGAUGAUUUAAAAUAUUCAGGUGUUAUUAUCGAAGAUCUUCAUGAAGAUGAAGAUGAAACAAUAGCGGCGAAAAAAACAACUCCAACUGAUUAUAUUUUAUGUGAUGAUGAUGAUAAAAUUUCUUUGUCAACAACGAAAAAACAGAGACCGCUACCGUUUAAUACUGUCUUAUCAUGUUAUGAAAAGGCAUUAUCGAAUGUGACGUUUGAUGAAUUGUCAACAUCUUCCGCCACAGCAUCACCGUUAUUAAUGAAAUCAAGUUCACUAGGUGAUUGCAUUAAACCAUUAACAAUAUCUGCUCGUCCAGAAGAUGAUCCCAUUGCACAACGAGCUCUUCGACGUUUUGAAGAACGUAUGAAGGCUGCUGUGGCCGCUAAAGGUUCAUUAAAUCAAAGUGAUCUGCUAGCUAAAGGUAAAUCAUCGUGGUCUGGUACACUAACAACACCGCGUAAAUCAUUAGAUAAUUUAUUUAAAAACGAACAAUUAUCUGUUUGUCCAACAUCUUCUAUGGUCCGAUCAGAUGAACCAAUUGUUGUUGACAGUUAUAUUAGACCAAGACGAAAUUUAUUCGAUAAUUCAGAUAAAGUAGGUUUAGAUUAUCCCAAACCAUUAAAUUUAAUAAGUUCAUCAUCAUUCAAUCAACGAUUAUCAUUGAAUGAUGGUCAAACAUUAGAUAACACAAGCAAAAAAGAAGAUGAUAAUGCAGAACAACAAGCAACUGUCAAUAUCAAUAAUGAAGAUGAUAAACAAGAGCUGGAUUCUAUCCGUCAACGUAAAUCAAGUUUGUCACUGUUGGAUACAAUGUCAGUUGAAAGUGGUCUGGGCAUCAGUAAUGAUAUAAGUACAUUGACUGACAGUGAAAGAUCGUUAGAAAAUUCAAUAACUGAGAAUAGUGUGUCUACAAACAGUUCAUUGAAUACGAUCAUGAGUAAUAGUAAUAAUACUGAUACAAUGAUAACGAGUACAGCAUCAUUGAUUUUAAAUGAAUCACCACCACCACAACCAUCUUCGUCAUUAAUUCAACCAUUGGCACCCUAUCGUUUACAAUUAGAAGGACGACGACGACUAAAUACACUUGAUCGUAUUAAAGAAAGGCGACAAAGUAAAGAGAAUAAUAUUGAUGAUACACAUUCAUCUAUAGAAUCAUCUGUGUCACAAUUACAAAGUGAAUAUACAAUUAAACCUGAAGAAUUGCAAGAUCCAAUUAUUCGACGAGCUUUAGAACGUUUUGAUGAAAAGAGUCGAACAUUAGCACAAUCAAAAUCUAUGAAUUACGAUGAUAUACAAGAUCCAAUAACGCGGCGAGCACUGACGCGUCUGGAAUCGAAUUUUAAACGAACAAACAUCUUUCCUCCAUCAUUACCCCCUACAAAUCCAUCUUCGUUUGUACAAAUGGAUCAUACUCAAGAUAGAAUACCAGUUGACACAGGUUGGUAUACUAACAGUUACACGAUGGGCACUCUUCAACCACAAUCAACAAUAGCUGAUGACUCUUUAUCCUAUAAUAACCAUAAUCGUACAUCACGCUGUCCAACUGAUAAUGGAAAUAAUAAAACCACCUAUGUAUCUGUUCAUCAACGUUUUUGUGCAUCAUCUGAUAAUGAUCAACAACAAUCAUUAGCUGAACGUGAUAUACCCGUUCUGCGUGUUCCUACGCAUCCCGUUUAUGUUUCAUCAUCACAACAACAGCAACAACAACAACCUACUAGUCAAGAAGAACGAUCACAACCAAUUAUCCAAAAUUCUUCUUUGCGUCAACGCUCAAGAUCUGAAGAUAUGCUGUCAACAAAACAACUUGAAUUAACCAUAGGACAAACAUCAAAUAUUGACUUAGACAAUGAAAAUGAUUCUUCUCAUGAAAUACAAAAAACAACAUCAUCAUCGGUAAAUAACGAUGAACGUCAGUUAAUUCGUAAUCGUUCAUCAGACAAUUUACAAUCCAGUUCUGAGUUAGUUACUAAUCCAAAUGAUAAAUUUUUAUUACCACGUUCAAUGAUCACAUCACUGGAAUCAAAUUUUGUUCGAACAACUGAAUCCUCGUUACAUUAUGCUACACCAACAAAAAGUUAUUCAGCUUACAGUUGUGAAUAUACAAGGCCUCAUCGAAAUUUAUUAACAACCGAUUCAACAACAACACAACCAACAGCAGCAAUCGCAAGUGAAAAAGUUUCACCGAGAAAUACCACCGAUUAUCUCGAACGUAGUUCAUCCGCAUCGUCACAACGUAGUCAACCAUCUAUACCACAAAACUAUCAGACUGCAAAUGCCAAUAAUCAACAAUCACACCCACCCUCGCAAUAUAAUAAUACGUAUAAUAAUAAUAAUCAUUCAUCCAAUUUCCAGCAACAACCACAGCAAUAUUAUCCAACGUCUCAAUCAUCAUCGGCUUUUGCUCCCAUUCGUCAAACACAAUCAAAUGAUUAUUAUUCAAGAGAACCAUCCUACGGUAAUGUAGGUAGUAUGUACAACACAAGUUCAUCAACAUAUUCAGAUGAUCCAAUUGUUCGUCGGGCAUUAGAACGAUUCAAUUCUCAAAUGCAAAAUAGUAUGAUAUCUUCUACAAAUCACAACACUUAUCCCUAUCGAGAACCAUAUUCGUCGCGAAAUUACGAUACAAAUUCUCAGAUGACUCGUGAUUAUUAUGGUGGUACAAAUAAUUUUCCGUAUGAUCAUAAUAGUUAUAAUCGUUCAGGUUAUGAUACAUGGUCAGGUGGAAGAUCGGUCGCUCCUCCUCUACCACAAUCAACAUCAAACUAUCAAUCAAUCAUCGCCCGCCGGCGUCAAUUAAGAAAUGAUGAUACCUCUAUAACUGACUCAUCUGGAAGCGAAGUUGGUGGCGGUUACAAUUCAUCGGUAUUUGCUGAAGGAGAUCAACGUUAUCAUUAUGGAAAUACUACAUCAGCUGACAUUCAACCCCCAAUUCCACCUCGAUUUAUUCGUCGUGAUUUCCGCAGUGAAGAACAAUUGUUAGAACCACAAUUUCAUCGUUAUCUAUCGGAAGAUUUUUUAGAUCAAAAUGAAAAUGUAAAUAAUAACAACAACAAUUCAGCUUACAUUCAUCAUGCCUAUCCUGCAACAAUAACAAACACCAAUACGGGUUUUAGACCAAUUGAUGUGAAUGACUAUCAACAUCAACAAUACCAUCAUAAUCAAGUACAAGAUUAUAAUGAUCAACAACCAAAUGAUAUUACCACCUAUAUCAAUAGUGGAAUGUCAUCGAAUAUCAAUACGAAUAACAACAACAAUUCCGAUUUACUGAGAGAUCGAGCUCAAUCAACAUCGAGUACAACAUCAUCUGACAGUUUAAAUACACGACGAAUGAUAAGACCAAAUAAUAUAAGAACAAUACCGACGACACAAGCCUCAAAUAGACAAUCGACAAAUUUACCGAUUAAAUUAACAAACGGGAGAAAACAAUUUAACGGAAAUGAACAACAGCAACAGACGAUAAAUAAAUCUUUACCAACAGUCGAGCAAAACUUUACAAACAGGCAAUCGGGUCGUAUAACGCCAAAUUAUAAUGGUAGCAGUGUUGUUGGUGACAGCGUAUUCCAUCGACUGGCUUAUACUGGUACGAAAGCGUCGUUAUCAAAAUCAAAUUCCACAUCCUGUUCAAAUUUAUUAUCUAAAGGUGGUGCUCAACAGUCGAUAUUAAAAGCUCGUGAAAUUGAUUUUGAUGAUACGUGUAGUACAAUAACCGUAAAUGAUAAUGAAACAACCCUUUCAUCGAUAAAUUCAAAUGAAUCAAACUCAAAACAACAAUCACAACAAUCAUCUCAAUCACAAUCACAACAACAGCAACAACAAAGUAAAUGUCAACGAUCUCGAUCGGUUGAUGGGCGUGCACGUGGUCGAACAGCACAAGCACGAAUAAAUCGAGCUGAUAAUGAUGAGAACAGUAGUUCAACAACAGAUGAUAAUAAUACGAAUUCGAAAAUACGUGUGGAAUCUAAAUUUACAAACAAUUCAAAUAUGAACGGUAAUGGACGAUUCGGAAAUGGCUAUGUUCAUAUUAAUAAUAUUAAUAACGGUGUUGGUCGAACGACGCUCAUGAAUCGUGCAGCACCAGAACGCUCAGCCGUGCUUACUAAACGAACACAAAGCGGUCUGAAUUUAAAUUCACGAAAUAAUAACACAACGAUAAAUAAUCGUAUGCGUAGUUCAAAUAGUAAUUUAUUAGAUGAUAGUACUAAUGAUACAAUUGAUGUAGAACUACAAUCUGAAUGUAACGAAAGAGGAGAAAAUGAUGAAAAUCAAAUAGAUAAUAAUCUGUUUGAAACAUCACAAAAUGCUGGUGAAUUAUAUCAACCAAAAAUAUUGAGUGCAAGAAAUAUACCAAUUCGAAAUAAUAUUCAACAAUCAUUAUCAUCUUCAUCCAUCACUACUGGAUAUAACAAUCGAAAUCGAUCUAGUUUAGAACGACGUGAUUCGAAUAUAUCAAUUUCAGAUACAAACAAGUUACAAAAACGAGUUGAGAUUGAUCGAAUUCUCUCACCAAAUUCUCAUCGUCGUAAUAUUCCUGUAUCUGUAUUUGUACCAGCUAAAACAGAAAAGCGUCCUGCACCCGCACCACCUCAACAACAACAACAAUCAACACAAAUUUCAUCGAGUCAAUCAACAGAUAAUUCGAUUAAUUUUAAUCAACAAUAUUCACCAGCUAUGUUGACAAAUGGAAAUAAUAGUUAUUAUUCAGAUGAUCGUCUAAUAACAUCUAAACCACCUCCAACUCCCGGUGUUAAAUCGUCUAUUAUACCAAAUUCAUCAUCAUUAUCCAAUUUUAAUAAUGGUGGUCUAGAUUCAACGAAACAACAACAACAUGAUAGUAAAAAGAUGAAUGUUUUUGAACGUUUAUUUCGAGGAAAUAAAAAAAAACUUGAGUAA
This is a messenger RNA of Didymodactylos carnosus, 6418 nucleotides long. NCBI's taxonomy places the organism in Eukaryota, Metazoa, Rotifera, Eurotatoria, Philodinida, Philodinidae. The record is from the annotation of a GenBank genome assembly.